Molecule: messenger RNA, 475 nt
Organism: Myzus persicae (green peach aphid)
Lineage: Eukaryota; Metazoa; Arthropoda; Insecta; Hemiptera; Aphididae
Product: zinc finger MYM-type protein 5-like
Exons: 3
Coding region: 33-461 (142 amino acids)
Source: RefSeq, a predicted model, not a curated record
ACACCGACAAAACUACUGAAAAUUUGGUUGAAAUGAAUGAAUCUGAAACACUUGGUACCGCUAACAAAACUAUUGAAAUUUCAAGGAAAAAUGCAGAUGCUUAUGAAGAUCACAGUGUUAAUGCUGAACUUAAAUCAUUAGACCCUAGAAAUUUUAUUGAAAUUGGAUUAAAAUUAACACCGGAAGAAAAAAUAUCUAUUAUCAGAAGAGGACCUUUUCAACCAGAAAAACAUGAACUUAUGGAGAAAAAUUAUCCCCAGGAACAUGGUCAUCGUUUCAAUACUAAUCAGUAUUAUAGAGUUUUACAUAGUGGUGAGAGAAUCAAGCGCGAUUGGUUAAGUUUUAGUGUUAGUAAUAGUCGAAUGUAUUGUUUAUACUGUAUGUUUUUUGGAAAAAAUAAACAGAGAUCGUGGACAGUUGACGGAUUUCAUGCUUGGCAAAGAUUACAGGAUAUAAGUUAGCAUGAAAAAACUGA